AUGUAUAAUGCUGUGAACGGCGCGAGACGUGCGUUUGAUUACAUGAAAGUCAUGACAACGAAGACCGCGAAGACUGACAACUCUGGACCCGUUGUGUUGGAUCCGCACAAACGACUCUUAAUCCGAAACCAAUUGCUUCUGAUUCUGCACUCGAAGACAUGUCACGACCACUCGUGUCCGAAAGCCAACUGUUCCACAAUGAAGUCAGUCCUACAACACGUCCACACCUGUACUGCCGUGAAUUCAUGUCCAAUCGCUCACUGUAUGAGCACUCGUCAGAUCGGUUCCCAUUGGCAGAACUGUGUCCGCACAGACAUGACUUGUGAGGUCUGUUCCCCAUAUAAAGAGCGCAUCGCAUCCCUACGGAAGGCCGCUAUCGCACAGCAAAGUGCGGGAACUGCUGCUGAAGGGACCAAACACUGGCACUUAUGGAUAACACCGGACGUACGCAACCGUAUGGUCGAGAAGUUGGUGUCGGCCCUCAUCUCUAACUCUAAUGGCCACGACUUGGAGGACAUGACUGUGAAACACAUGUUUGAUUACGUCUAUGGCAUCGAACAAGAGAUCUAUAAGUCGGCCGAAAGUCUUGUUCAAUACCACCAUUUGUUUUGGCGUAAGAUUUAUAUCGUUGAGAGUUAUGCGAAACGUUUGAGACAAUCGGAUGGUUCUGUGAGUGGUGUGACCCAAGGCUUUGACUGUCUUGUCUUGGAAUCGGUGUUAGAGGCGGACAAUGACUUUAAAGCUAUUGUUUUGAACUAGAAUUUUAUUUUUCAUUGCGUUUCGUUCAUUACUUUUCAAAUUUUAUAUAACAUUUUGGUAUU
This is a messenger RNA of Medioppia subpectinata, 821 nucleotides long. Lineage: Eukaryota; Metazoa; Arthropoda; Arachnida; Sarcoptiformes; Oppiidae. The record is from the annotation of a GenBank genome assembly.